Messenger RNA from Penicillium samsonianum, 2514 nucleotides. It is a transcript of the gene hxB, whose product is annotated as putative molybdenum cofactor sulfurase protein (HxB). The coding region runs from base 1 to 2514 and encodes 837 amino acids. The record is from RefSeq and is a predicted model, not a curated record. Gene Ontology annotation, biological process: Mo-molybdopterin cofactor biosynthetic process. The transcript has 3 exons. Gene Ontology annotation, molecular function: molybdenum ion binding; molybdenum cofactor sulfurtransferase activity; pyridoxal phosphate binding. Lineage: Eukaryota; Fungi; Ascomycota; Eurotiomycetes; Eurotiales; Aspergillaceae.
AUGGCGGAAUCAAGCUUUCAGGGAUCUGUGCAUCCUAAGUAUAGUCAAGGAUACUCUGCCGAUGUGGACAUAAUCAGAGACCAAGAGUACCCUCUACUAAAUGGAACAACAUACUUAGAUUAUGCGGGGACAACUCCCUAUGCCAAGUCCAUGAUCGAGUCUUUCUCGCGUGAUCUUACAUCUAAUCUGUUUGGAAACCCUCAUUCGAUGUCUGUAUCGUCGCAGCUUUCUACACAGAGAACAGAAGAUGUCCGAGUCCGCGUAUUGCGAUUCUUCAAUGCGGACCCGGAUGAAUUCGAUCUUGUCUUUGUGGCAAACGCAACUGCUGGCAUUAAGCUAGUCGCAGACUCACUCCGAGACUCCGACCACCGAGGAUUUUGGUAUGGCUACCAUAUUGAUGCUCAUACCAGUCUCGUCGGGGUACGAGAGUUGGCCGAGAUGGGCUAUCAGUGUUUUCAAAAUGAUGAUGAGAUGGAGGCUGAGAUUUCAAAGUUGGCUGGCAACCAGUCGAAGGCGCCCAGACUACUUGCAUACCCAGCCCAAUCGAAUAUGAACGGCCGACGUCUGCCUAUUCGAUGGUGCGAGCAAGUCCGAUCCGCAACAAACAAAAGCGGAGGAAAUGUAUACACCUUGCUUGACGCUGCGUCGCUGGUAUCAACCGCUCCACUUGAUCUAGGCCCGUCCUCAUCUGCUCCGGACUUCACUGUCCUCAGCUUCUACAAAAUAUUUGGGUUUCCUGACUUGGGUGCUUUGAUUGUCCGCAAAAGUGCUGCAAGGGCCUUUGAGCGACGGAAGUAUUUUGGCGGAGGCACCGUCGACAUGGUCCUGGCCACUGGCGUGCAAUGGCAUGCGAAAAAAGAAACCUCCAUCCAUGAGCGGCUGGAGGAUGGUACUCUCCCGUUCCAUAGUAUCAUAGCUUUGGACACGGCCUUGGACACGCACGAACGCUUGUUCGGUUCAAUGGCGAACAUUUCGGCCCAUACUGGGUUCCUCGCAAAGCAAGUCUAUGAUAGGCUUUCUUCAUUGGCGCAUUUCAAUGAGAGAAAAGUCUGUCAAAUUUAUCAAUCCCACACGGCAUAUGGCUCACAUACCCAAGGUCCGAUUAUUGCGUUCAAUCUUUGCAAUAGUCGCGGCGAAUGGGUUCCUAAAACCGAGGUGGAAAAAUUGGCCACAGUGCAAGACCUGCAAAUACGCACUGGUUCUGUUUGCAAUCCAGGAGGAACUGCCUCGUCACUUGGGUGGACUGGACCCGAGCUUCGCCGGCAUUACUCUGCGGGAUUACGCUGUGGUGAUAACCAUGAUGUUCUGGGAGGGCGACCAACAGGAAUUCUGCGUGUCAGUAUCGGUGCCACGACAAACAUGAAGGAUAUAGACUCCUUGAUAAACUUCAUCGAGGAGUUUUACGUGGAGAAGUGUCCACCUAUAGUCGCCCUGGAUCCUCUGACAGAAGACAAUGAGGUCGUUGCCCCUCAUUUCUAUGUUGAAAGCUUGGCAGUGUUCCCAAUCAAAAGCUGCGGUGCUUUCAAGAUACCCGAGGGAAGACGUUGGGAAGUGAAGAAAGAGGGACUGGCUUGGGAUAGAGAGUGGUGUUUGAUUCAUCAAGGGACUGGUGCAGCCCUGAAUCAGAAAAGAUACCCUCGAAUGUGCCUCAUCCGACCCUCAAUCGAGAUUGAAAAAGGAGUUCUCCGUAUUACUUGUGGUGCAAUCGGCGCACCAGAUCAGGUCAGCCUGGAGAUUUCGCUUGGCUGGGAGGACACCAGUCUCAUCUCCACAUCCUUCUGUCCAAGCUCGACCAAAAAGCCUACAACUGUCUGCGGUGACCGAAUCUCUCUCCAUGCCUACACGUCCCCAGUGGUCUCGGCCUUCUUCUCGGACUUCCUGGGAGUGCCCUGUACUCUUGCACGGUUCCCUACACAGACCGCCAACCGGUACUCACGGAUUCAACGGACACCGAAUACGUGGAAGAACCGUUUCCGCAAGCUGAUCAUGCCAGGCUCAUUCCCACCUGACUUCCCUCCCCCGGUACGUGAGGGUGGCCAGACACAAAUCACGUUAUCCAACGAGUCGCCAAUUCUAAUUGUCUCGCGUUCAUCUGUCAACCGACUGAAUGAGACCAUCAAAGCAAACAACAAGCAGGGAAGCAGUAAGACUGUUGCUGCAGACGUCUUCCGGGGUAACAUUGUUGUUGCUGAACGACUUGCUCACCGUGGCGAUGUGGAACAACCAUAUGCGGAGGACCGGUGGUCAUCCCUUCGAAUUGGACCUGACCAACUUCGGUUCGAUGCUCUCGAUGCAUGCCAGCGAUGUCAAAUGGUUUGUAUAGACCAGUUCACCGGCGUCCGACGUGCUGAACCGUUCUCAACGCUUGCCAAGACGCGAAACAUUGAUGGGAAGGUCAAAUUUGGCAAAUAUUCCGCACUUUCUCCCGAAGAACUCGAGGGCUUUGACUCGGAACUACCCGAUCGCAGGACGGUGAUGGUAGGAGAUGUGGUUGUGCCAUAUCAGGAUGAUUGA